UCUUUAAUUUUCCGCGUACCGCUCACUUUCCGCUCCCAAAACAACCAACCGGCGGAGUGGGCGGACGGGUCUGUCCUGUUUUCCCAACCCACGAACUUUGAGUUUUCCCGGCGUACGGUCGGUCUUUGCCCUAGUUUCGGUCCCCCGUUUCUUCGUUCGUUUAAGUUUUGGUGAAGAAGUGCAAAUCUGUGUGAUCCUCGUCUUGGGAAAGGGUGUCCAGGUGUUUAAAGUAGUGUGGCCGCUGUCCAGUGUCGAGUGAGGUCGAGGUAGGCUGCUUAUCGCGCUCUCUCUCUUUCUUUUGACCAUAAACGGGCACCACUUCCGGUUCCGGUUCCGGGGCCGGUCAGCGAUCCGGCGAAGCGCUGUUUAUUCUGUCUCAUCAACGGGCUGUGGACCUUCGUAGCUGUGUGUGUGUGUAUGUUCCUAUCGCAGAUCGUGGCGGUCUCGCAGGUGUUCAGUGUUCAGCGCGACCUAAUCGCCGUUUGUUGUUGUCGUUCAUUGUCGUCGUCGUCAUCUUCGAAGCAUCCCCAAAGAAUACCUCCAACGGGCGAACGGGAAGAAACGAUAAAGUAAAUAUAAAGCGUGCCGACUGUUUGUUGAUCGUGAGCUGAUGGAAAUAAAUCGAAUCGUGUGAACCAACGUGUGUGUUAUGUUGUGCGGAAGUCCGCACACGACAUUGGUUGCUGUUGCCGCAAUCGGACGCUCGUGUGUGCCACCCGACCGGCUCGGGCUUGACUAGGUCUCGGGCACGCGUGUCGCUAAACGCACAGGGGAUACACCCCGGGUUUUUCUACCUCGGAACGGUUCCACUGCUCCAUGCUCCAUGUGAUCGUUUGCACACUUCCUGAACGGCAAAUGGUUUAGCGGUAAUUGCAAUUUUUUCUUCCCGCGCUCGCGGACACCGCUGGGACCAUCCCGGCACGAAAAUAGCACUCAGCGUGAGGUCAUCUUGGCGUUCGGCUACCGUCGACCAAAUUUUUAUGACAGACCCACCCGCCGAACUAGACACCAUUUUGGACACUGCAUUGUGCUCACUUCGACCAGUGCCCCGGAAGUUGGCAGUGCCCGGGAACCGACCGGGAAGAUAAAGCACCGCCGUUAAUCGUUGUCGCGAGCCGCACGUUGGAUGGUGCCUGUCUGUCUGUGUGUGUGUGCUUUCUCCGCCGUAAUUGUAAUAUAUCGAUGUCGCCUAGUCGAGUUGGGCGUGAACAGGACGUGGACACAGUGCCGGCGAGAUCAUAAAUCGCCAUCGGGAGCCGAUCGAUCUGAUCACAGCGUUAACAAUUGAACGGCCCUAGCCCGGUGUUGUGUAGGAAACGUAGGAUAAAGGCCAGAAUAUUUCGGAUAAAGGCCAUAUUUAUAUUUCGGAGCCAGAAACCCGAAACAGCGAAACAAUGUGCGCUUAUGUUGUGUGAUUAUGCAAACGGUUUCCGGUCGCGCGAUCAGUUCCAAUGAGAUCAUUAGUGCAGCUGCUCUGCGAUCGCGAGAUAGACUACAGUGACCGCCAUUCGGAGCCGGUCGUCGUGCCGAAGGCGCCGAACGAGUCGCGAGCAGAGCCACAUAUCCGUCCAGCGAUGAACACCACCUCGCCCUCGCCCAAGUCGUCCCUGGCCAAGCUGGGCCUCCACUCGAAAACGAAACCAUUCCGCGUGAUGGUGCUCGGCCAGAGUGGCGUGGGAAAAACAGCGAUGGUGGUCCGGUUUAUAACGAAGCGCUUCAUCGGCGAGUACGACCCGAACCUGGAAAAGGUCUACACCUUCAACACGCUGAUCGACAAUGAGCUGGUGCUGUUCGAAAUAUUGGACGCCGCCGGUCAGCCGAAUGAAGCCGACUGUCUCACGCUCGAGGCGAAUAUCCGCUGGGCCGAGGCGUUCAUCUUGAUGUACUCGGUAGCGGACAAGUGCAGCUUCGACGAGUGCAACCGUCUAAAGUUCCUCAUUAACUACAACAAACGGCGCCGUAGGCUUGGCUCCUACAACAAGGACCCCUUGCUGGACGUGCCGGUGAUUUUGGUUGGCAACAAGAUCGACCAAACGGGCGACCGGAUGGUCAGCACGGAGGACGGGCAGCGGCGGGCGAAGGAAAUAUCCUGCGCCUGCUUCCACGAGGUGUCGGUGCGCGAGAGCAUCGAGCAGGUGAACGGUGUCUUCCGGGAUGCGUGCCGCUUCUGGCGCGUCCUGUCGCGCUUUCCAAAGCUCAAGCGGUCCACCAGCGACGUCCACGAUCUGCACUCGGAGGUCGAGCUGAUCCUGAGCCCGGACAGUGUGCAUCCGUUCUGCAACUGCGAUCUGAGCCACGAGAAGCGGCAAUCCAUCAUCAUACUCGGUCGACCGUGGACGGAAGAGGAACCGGACGAGACGGACGAGUCGGAGUCGAGUUGCUGCUCGUCGCAAAAGUCCGACAUCGAAGAGCCGUUCCGGGGGCGGGCGUCCACCGACGGGACGCUCUUGUCACGACCGCGGCGCUGGCGGUUCGCACCUCCCGGGUCCCUCGGGCCGCACGUAGGCCGUGUCGAGCGCCGCAUGAGCAUAUCGAUGCGGGGCAGCAACGCAAGCUACUAAGUGGAUCCUCCGAAGCUUCGGAAGACACGCGAAAGAGUGAGGACAGCGACAUUGUGAUUCCGUUUAUUUUUGUAAUGACGUUUACCGACGCGCCAGUCGACAACCGCCUACCGCCUCCUUCCGAAGCCUUUUCGCCGUAUCGCCACCCAAGACAAGGCUGGCGUUUCUGGAGCACUGGCACGGGAGGAGCAUAUUUUUCGCGAAAGAAGAUUAUUAUCAAUGAGACACGGUGGCGGUAAGGCACACCGCCCGCCGUUAGGUUAAGGACGGAAAUUUCCAGUUUAUAGUGAGACGUGACGGAUACUACAUCUUAAGAGAUAAUAAAGUAAACAAUCGCC
Anopheles cruzii is the source of this 2899-nucleotide messenger RNA. RefSeq names its product ras-related protein Rab6. Bases 1452 to 2561 code for a protein of 369 amino acids. Gene Ontology annotation, molecular function: GTPase activity; GTP binding. The transcript is spliced from 5 exons. NCBI's taxonomy places the organism in Eukaryota, Metazoa, Arthropoda, Insecta, Diptera, Culicidae. The record is from RefSeq and is a predicted model, not a curated record.